AUGUGCUGCAAGGAGGGCACUUCGAGCGCUUUCUCUAUUUUGAUGCUGAGCACUAUUGGAGAGUUGGCAGCUGCGAGUACAAGGAUCAGGAGAAAGCCGCAGCCGGAUCGAUGCGCAGCGCUGAGAAGGUACGCCCUGGCACCUUACCGACGCAAGUGGCGGCCUGGAGCGUUCGCACGGGCUACGACGAGUGGCUGCUGCAAGACGUCGAGGUCCGGGCAACGGCGAAGGCCGUGGAGCAAGGUCUUGCCGUUGGUGCCGCUGUGA
This is a messenger RNA of Durusdinium trenchii, 267 nucleotides long. The record is from the annotation of a GenBank genome assembly. Lineage: Eukaryota; Dinophyceae; Suessiales; Symbiodiniaceae.